Molecule: messenger RNA, 489 nt
Organism: Phytophthora sojae
Lineage: Eukaryota; Oomycota; Peronosporomycetes; Peronosporales; Peronosporaceae
Exons: 1
Coding region: 1-489 (162 amino acids)
Biological process (GO): mitochondrial respiratory chain complex assembly
Cellular component (GO): membrane; mitochondrial inner membrane peptidase complex
Molecular function (GO): serine-type endopeptidase activity
Source: RefSeq, a predicted model, not a curated record
AUGGGGAGGUGGCAGACUGCGGCCAAGGCGGCGCUGUGGCUGCCCGUGGGCGUGACGGUGAACGCGCUGGGCGUGAGCCUGGCCAGCGUCAAGGGCCGCUCCAUGCAGCCGGCGCUCAACGACGGCCUGAGGCAGGACGCGGUGCGCGACCGCGUGCUGCUGGACAAGUUCUCGGUGCAGAUGCGCCACCGCUACCAGCGCGGCGACGUGGUGGUGCUCGAGUCGCCCGAGGCGGCGGGCCAGUACCUCAUCAAGCGGCUCGUGGCCAUCGAGGGGGACGUGCUGAGGGACCGCAGCGGCGAGACCCACGUGGUGCCCGUGGGCAAGUGCUGGGUGGAGGGCGACAACCCCACGUUCAGCAACGACAGCGACGUGUUCGGCCCCGUGCCGCUGGCGCUCAUCGACUCGCGCGUGCUGGCCGUCGUGUGGCCGCCUAGUGAGUGGAAGAUCGUGCGCUCCAAGGUGGCGGAGGAUCGCCUGAACGUAUAG